CUAAGAGUUAAUUCCCUUUGGUGCGAGGAAUUAUGGGAAGGACAUGUGCUCUUCCUUUCCGGUUCAGCCAUUGCGAGGCCCAGGUCAAACAUAAGACGUCAAGAUGCAAAACGAAGCAGGCGAAUUCGUUGAUAUGUACAUCCCCAGAAAAUGCUCUGCAAGCAACCGCAUCAUUGCUGCAAAAGACCAUGCCUCCAUCCAGAUCAACCUAGCCAAUGUUGAUUCUUCAACUGGUCGCAUGACAGGCACCAACACCACCUACGCCAUCUGUGGGGCCAUCAGGAGGAUGGGAGAAUCUGAUGAUUGCCUGAACAGAUUGGGUAAGAGGGACGGCAUCGUUGCAAAGAACUUCUGAAGGUGAAGAAAUGGGGAAAAACAAAUGCCUGUAGAGUUGUUAUUGAAUAAAACUUAACAGGUGCAAAA
Haliotis rufescens (red abalone) is the source of this 423-nucleotide messenger RNA. RefSeq names its product 40S ribosomal protein S21-like. Bases 104 to 355 code for a protein of 83 amino acids. The record is from RefSeq and is a predicted model, not a curated record. The transcript is spliced from 6 exons. Lineage: Eukaryota; Metazoa; Mollusca; Gastropoda; Lepetellida; Haliotidae. Gene Ontology annotation, cellular component: cytosolic small ribosomal subunit; ribosome. Gene Ontology annotation, molecular function: structural constituent of ribosome. Gene Ontology annotation, biological process: translation; endonucleolytic cleavage to generate mature 3'-end of SSU-rRNA from (SSU-rRNA, 5.8S rRNA, LSU-rRNA); endonucleolytic cleavage in ITS1 to separate SSU-rRNA from 5.8S rRNA and LSU-rRNA from tricistronic rRNA transcript (SSU-rRNA, 5.8S rRNA, LSU-rRNA).